Molecule: messenger RNA, 6441 nt
Organism: Neolamprologus brichardi
Lineage: Eukaryota; Metazoa; Chordata; Actinopteri; Cichliformes; Cichlidae
Product: MYND-type zinc finger-containing chromatin reader ZMYND8-like
Biological process (GO): regulation of DNA-templated transcription
Cellular component (GO): nucleus; cytoplasm
Molecular function (GO): transcription corepressor activity; protein binding
Source: RefSeq, a predicted model, not a curated record
ACUGUGUUUUCUUGCACCUGACUAUUAUGGAAUAUAUCUCAGAACCUGCUAAGGAUUUAUUUGUUUAAAUCUUCUUAUUUGAUGGAUCAUAGCUCCUAAUCUGAGAAUGCACUUUGGAUCUUCAUACUUUUUUCUUUUUCCUUUUAACUUCUGCUAAUCCUGUUUUCUUUGUAGUUGCAUAAAUGUCUUGCCAUUGGUGUUGAGAAUGUGUAUUAUAGGGUUGUUUGGCAGCUCAGGGCUGCUUGGUGAUGGCGAAUGUUCUUUUAUAGGGCUGUGGCACACGUAGCAGAGUGAACUGGCUAACGGUUUCUUAUUUUCAUGUGGGCCUCAUUUGUUCACUCAGUCCGGAACAGGAAGGCCCCGGAGGGGUUGGGGUGUGUGUGACUGAGGCUGUGUAUGUGCAUUUGAAACUGCAGGCUAGAUGAUACUAGAUACCCAAAUGCCAUGAGAAACUCUGCUCAACCCAUGUUUGUCACUUUUUCAGACAAUGCAAGCUAUGCUUGUAUUCUCUCGAGUUUCAGAUAAACCAUCGGUGACUUGAAUGUUUUUAGGAACUGCUGGUGAUUGUGAGCCACAGUGUAUUUUCUUUUGCCACAGUGACAGACUUUAAUCUUAAACCCGUUUGUCGAUACAUCGUGGUUUACUUGGUGUUAUGAGCAAACGUUUAUGAGUAAGCGUAACAUCCAGAUGAACAGAAUCAACUUUUUUGGAUAACUUACUUGGAUAACUGAGCGUGCAUCAAGACGUUACAAGCAUAGGUUUACUAGCCAUUAUGCUCAUAUGUAAUCGCUUUUGUUUUAUUGAUCAAACUCGUAGGGUUUGCAUUUUGAACCCUCCUUGCCUCUCAGUGAGCUGACAUUUGUUUUAACUUUUUUAUGGAAUGUCUCUUUAAGGAUGGAGGAGGGGACAUGCAGAGCAUUCCUUUAGUUUCAGAACUGAAAAAAAAAAAAAAGAUUAUCCCACAAAUGUGGUUGACCUUUGAGUUCUACCCCGAAAACCACUCAUCCUAGCGGGAAACCAGAGCUGUAGCCAAAGCUAUGAUCUGGUCAAGUGUGUGACCUGUCAGGGGUCUGUGGGUGGGUUUUCUUCUCUAGGCUUUUCAAUAAAGGCUACAUCCUUGGAACUAGGCCCUCUGUGGCUCUCACAAAGGAGGAGCCAAACACUCAAAGACCUUCAUUUAUUGCCAGACCCCCUUUAUUCCUGUCUUUUUUUUUUCUUUUUUCUUUUUGCCUCAGAGGAAGUGGGGUGCUACGCAAGAGCAAAGGGAAAUCAGUCGUUUCCAGUGCUACAUACAGUAUGUGUGUUGCAUUUUUAGGUUUUGGAUUUAUUUAUUAAUUUAAAAAAGUCUUUGCCACUUUAUAAACAAAGACAUAAAAUAGUGCCAGAAAUGACAGAAGAUUUAAUGUGGCCAUAAUUAAGAUCUAGGCCAGAAAUGUGUGAAGUUUAUUAGAUAUAUCUCUUCCUACUGGUAUCUAACAAUGGGCCCAAAUCCUUCAGGGGUAUUCUGUUGUUACUGAAGGGGCUUGAGAGGUACUGUUAUUUGUCAUGGGGGGCUGUCCCUUCAGUGGUAUGUACCAACUCUCUGUGGAUUUUUCUUUUUUUUUUUUUGUUGCUACAGAUCUAUAGCUCUAUACACUGUAUGUCAAAGAAAGCACUGUGUGAAUAUUGUGACCUAGUAGGACUAAAAUGCUAUGACUGCAAUGUAAGGACAGAGGUGCAGGGUAAUUACAGCUAAAUGGCCCUAUGUGUUGUUGCAAAUCUCAGCUUGUGCUUAGCGGAGAUCAGCGUUACCAUGGUGAUAUUUAUCAUCCUUUCUCUUGGAGCAUAAUGAACAUUUGCAGACUCCAUUGUAGAUGAUAAUAUGGAAAGUAUUUUAAUUUCAUGAAACAAAGUGGGAGAUGUUGUAAAAUCAAAUGAAAACAACAACAAUGGAAAUCAGCAGAGUCCCUGUUGACAGAUCCUCUGGGACCCGGGUGCCUUAGUCUGGCUGAGGAGGAGAUAAAGACAGAGUCUGAUGUGGUAGAGGGAAUGGAUGCAUCUGUGCGAUCCAAAGUCCCUGAUCCACCAGGGUCAGCAGAAAGAUCAGUGGCACCACAGAAACGAAAGGUGUCGAGUCCCACCCAUUCCUCCAAUGGGCACUCUCCCUCAGACACCUCCCCCAGCCCUCUUAAGAAGAAGAAGAAGCCAGGGGCCUUGAAUUGUAACAACAAAGACCAGUCAGAGCUAAGACAUGGUCCCUUUUACUAUAUGAAGCAGCCAGCACUCACCACAGACCCUGUUGAUGUUGUACCGCAGGACGGCAGGAACGACUUCUACUGCUGGCUGUGCCACCGCGAGGGCCAGGUGCUCUGCUGUGAGCUCUGCCCCAGGGUGUACCACGCCAAGUGCCUCAAACUACCAGCUGAGCCCGAGGGCGACUGGUUCUGUCCAGAGUGUGAGAAAAUUACAGUCGCUGAAUGCAUUGAAACCCAGAGCAAGGCGAUGACAAUGCUGACAAUAGACCAGCUCUCCUAUUUACUCAAAUUUGCACUCCAAAAGAUUAAACAGCCUGGGACUGAGCCCUUUCAGAAGCCUGUAUCUCUGGAACAACAUCCAGAUUAUGCAGAGUACAUCUUCCACCCCAUGGACUUAUGUACUUUAGAGAAGAAUGUAAAGAAGAAGAUGUAUGGCUGUACUGAAGCUUUUCUUGCUGAUGUGAAAUGGAUAUUGCACAACUGCAUCAUCUAUAAUGGAGGCAAUCACAAAUUAACAGCAACUGCGAAAGUCAUUGUCAGGAUCUGUGAACAUGAGAUGAAUGAGAUUGAGGUGUGUCCAGAGUGCUACCUGUCCGCAUGCCAAAAAAGGGACAACUGGUUUUGUGAGCCAUGUAGUCAACCCCAUCCCCUGGUUUGGGCUAAGCUCAAGGGCUUUCCAUUCUGGCCAGCAAAAGCACUUCGUGAAAAGGAUGGGCAAGUAGAUGCACGCUUCUUCGGGCAGCACGACAGGGCCUGGGUUCCCAUCAACAACUGCUACCUCAUGUCCAAAGAGAUCCCUUUCUCUGUAAAGAAAACAAAGAGCAUUUUCAAUAGUGCCAUGCAAGAGAUGGAGGUCUAUGUGGAAAACAUUCGCAAGAAGUUUGGAGUCUUCAACUACGCACCCUUCCGCACUCCGUACACCCCCAACAACCAGCUACAAAUGCUGGUGGACCCUUCCAACCCCGGUGCUGGUACAGUGAAAACAGAGAAACCAGAUAAACUUCGCUUCAACUUUGAUAUAACCGCUUCUCCUAAGAUGGUCCUCAGCAAGAGUAGCACACCCAGUAGUAUGAAUCGGCGGGUCUCAAUGACAGACAUGCCUCGGUCUCCCAUGAGUACAAACUCUUCGGUUCACACAGGGUCUGAUGGAGAGCAAGAUGUGGAAAAGGGCAACAGAAAUCCUGCACUCCAUUACAGCACUGGAGAGGAAUCGAUGGACUGUACUGCAUCUCCUGUUUCAGGGAAGAUGGGUCCUGCAGGCAGUGUGUCAGGUAGUCCAAAGCCCUUUAACCCUGGACUGGUGCCAAAGCAGGAGAGGACUGCAGGGACAGGUGGCAUCCUCAAUCUCAACCUGGAUCGAGUCAAGGCUGAAAUGGAUCUCAAAGAGCUGAGUGAGACUGUUCAACAACAGCAGCAACAACAAGGAGUCCCUGCGCCCCCUUCUACUCCAAAGAGACCCAUCAGGAGCUUGGACAAGACUAUUGAAAGCUGCAAGGCACAGCUUGGUAUUGAUGAGAUAUCUGAAGAUGCGUAUAAAGAUGUGGAUCACAGUGACUCUGAGGACUCUGAGAAAUCAGAUUCAAGUGACAGCGAGUAUCUCAGUGAUGAGGAACACAAGCCAAAAAGCUCAGCUCAGGAGGACAAGGACAAAAUGGAGAGAAAAAGGUCUAAAGCAAGCACUGAUGGAGAGAAUAAGGAAGGAGCUGUGGCAACGGGGGAUAAAGCCACCCCGGAACCCCCACUCAAAGAGAAGCAGGGUAGCAAUGGCCCAGAUAGAGACCUCAAGGACAAGCCCAGAACACCCCAGUCUCAACCCCUUGCUGACAAACCCAAAGCCCCAGAGGAUGUCAAAGCAGCUGCUAAUACAUCAGCAGCUGAGCAGGACUCUGAUUCUGAAAGAGAGCUUGUGAUUGACUUAGGGGAUGAACAUGGAGGUCGUGACUCAAAGAGGGCAAAAAGAGAGCUGGGAUCUUCCACUGCCAAAGCUGCCAAAGAGUCUAAUGUUGCUAAGCUGGAAGGCAAACUGCCUUCAUCUGCUGCAUCAGUAGCAUCAGCACGUGAUGUUACAUCCAGCAUGAAAGACUCGUCGCAGCCUUCCGUCACAUCGGCGCUCAACCUCGUUUCCUCUGCCGCUUCUGCUCAGCCCAGUGCCACGACCACCACCAGUGGAUCCACCACUACACCUUCUCCUGUCUCCACUUCUUCACCAGUGACUACAGCUGUAAAGAAACAGCGUCCCCUACUGCCUAAAGAGACUGCUCAAGCUGUGCAGCGGGCUGUAGUUUGGAAUCCAACAAAGUUUCAAACGUCUUCUCAGAAGUGGCAUAUGCAGAAGAUGCAGAGGCAACAGCAACAGGAUGGAGAGCAGUCGGCUGUGCAGACGCGCAGCCCACAACAGCAGAACUCUUCUUCAAGCACUCGCUAUCAGACCAGACAAGCAGCCAAGGGGCAACAAAAAGACCCACCUCUGAGUGCAUCCUCAUCAACAUCUGCCCAGGUCACAUCUGGUAGCUCUUCUUUUAUGUCUGGUGACUUGCAGAUCCCCACAGUCUCAGCUGAUGUAGCUGCAGAUAUAGCUAAAUACACAAACAAAAUUAUGGACACAAUAAAGGGGACGAUGACCGAAAUCUACAAUGAUCUUUCCAAAAGCACAUCGGGAAACACGAUUGCAGAGAUUCGACGGUUAAGGAUAGAGAUCGAGAAGCUCCAGUGGCUCCAUCAGCAAGAGUUGUCAGAGAUGAAGCACAAUCUGGAACUAACAAUGGCAGAGAUGAGGCAGAGUUUGGAGCAGGAAAGAGAACGAUUGGUGGCUGAGGUGAAAAAGCAAAUGGAGUUAGAAAAGCAGCAAGCGGUGGACGAGACCAAAAAGAAACAGUGGUGUGCUAACUGUCGGAAGGAGGCCAUCUUCUAUUGCUGCUGGAACACCAGUUACUGUGAUUACCCCUGCCAGCAAGCCCAUUGGCCAGAGCACAUGAAGUCCUGCACACAAUCGGCCACAGCGCAGCAGGAGCCGGAGGCAGACCCCAACUCAGAGCCGUCAGUCAAACCAUCAGGCCACUCUCCCGCCACGCAGACCGUGCCUUCAGGCUCAGGAUCAAUAUCGGACAAAAGCAACUCUCCCACAUAUAUGGACAAAAGCAAGGACAGUGCUGGUGUUACUGUGACCUAACUGCUACACUAUGGGCACAUUUUGGGAGGUCACUGUGGGACUCUUUGGUUCAGAUGUGGUGCCGGAAGGCCCACACCUCUGUGACAAAUCGCUUUUUCCCAUUCCCUUAUGUACACCUAGUUUUUGGUUCAAAUGUCAUUCUCAGUUUCCUCAUCUACGUUCAGGUGGUUUCACCUUGUGAAAGCUGUCCGUCUUGAGAAAUAAAUGUGAGUCAAUAUGUUUUCAUACUGUAGUUAUGUUCCAGCUCUCUCACCACUUUCUCAUCUCUGAGCAAGAUUGUAUGAAUCCACAUAAAACUUUUGUCUUUAUCACUUCCAUUGCUGCUCCUUCAGGGUUGUUUUAUUUUGCCGACUGUUCUCCAUAUUGUGAGACAAAACAUUUGAAACAGCCAUCAACAUUCAUCAUGGUGCCAUCAGAGAUCUUUUGACUGAUGCAAGUUUUAUCUUUGGUAUAAACCACCGCUUCAUGCCAACUAAGGUGUUUGGGGUUUUUUGUUGUUUUUGUUUUGUUUUUUUAAUUUAGCAAUGCAAGUUUAAAAAUGGUUUCAGCCAUGUCCUCUUCAUGUCAGUGGUGGCAUUUCUGUCUCCUACCAGUUUUGUAUUGUAGUUUUAUGUUGUAUAGGACUACAGAAAGAGAUCCAAUUUAUGAAAAUGAACUAAAAAUUUAAACUGUACAAAGUUUUUGUAAGAAGAUACCUGAACAAUAUUUAUAGUGUUAUAUGUUUUUAUAGUAUGUUUGUUGGAAUUACAUUUCUAUGUGUUUAAAAAAACAAAACAAAAAAAAGUUAUUGGAAAGUAUAUUACUUUAUAUGAAUGUCAGCUCUAAGCAAAGCCAGUUUGACCAGAUAUCCAAAGUAAAUCCUGGUCAGACUGCUGCUAAGAACUGGGUAGACAUUAAUAGAAACUGCAUUUUGGCUGGAUAUUACUGCCUGUGAGCAUGUCUGUUUUGAGCUUGUGUCUCGUUCUUGUUUACAUAUUGUAUAUAAAAUAAAUGGAUCCGUGAAGAGGAAAAAAAAAUAAAAAAUUUGUCAGUUUGGUG